AUGCUCCCCGACUGGUUUCGAAAGAAUGCAGAGUGGAACUCUCCUAAGGAAGGGAAUGAGUUGAAUCUUGAUAUUCUACCUGACUCCUCCGACUGGGAGAACAUCGUGCGAGUUCCUCUCAUUCCCUGCGGCGAGCUGUGUAAUGAGGAGGACAUCACUGUCAAGAUGAAGGUGGGCGUCGUUUUGCCCGAGCCUCAGAAGCCCCGGGACCCCAUCUCUUACAUGAUAUCCGACAGGGACUUUUCUAUUGGAAUUCAGCUCUUGGAUCCCAACCACGAUUACGCCAAAUAUGGUCCUACCGAGCUAUUGAAGGCGAGUCCGCCAAAGCCAAAUUGCGAAACCCAAAUGUAG
Pocillopora meandrina is the source of this 351-nucleotide messenger RNA. Lineage: Eukaryota; Metazoa; Cnidaria; Anthozoa; Scleractinia; Pocilloporidae. The record is from the annotation of a GenBank genome assembly.